CACCUGAGUCAUGAAUGGCUUCAAGUUAGAAGGUCAGCCUCUCAGCUUCUGCGUUCAUGUUCCAGCAUCCGAGCGCGUCGUUUGCUCCUCGCAGCAUCUCUCACCAUGACGGCGUCUGACUUCUCUGACAUAGAGGCAUUCUUGGACGGACACCCGGACCUCUUUGAGGAGUAUUUGGUCCGAAAAGCCAAGUGUGAGCACAUUAGCAAGUGGAUGAGGGAGCACCAGCUCGCCCCUAAAGUGAAAGUGUCGACCCCUGAGGAGAGACGCGUCCAAUUGGCCAGGGACCCCGCUCUCAACCCGGACGCUCUCCGGCGCAGGUCGUCUCACUUGGAGCUUCGGCGCAACUUCGCCCGGUCCAAAGCCACCACGGCGCACCGAACCUGCGACGAGCACGCCAGCUUCGGUCAGCAGGACCCGCAGUCCAGCAUGAGGCGACGCGCGCUCCUGCGUAAAGCCAGCUCCCUGCCUCCAACCACGGCGCACAUUCUCAGCGCCCUGCUGGAGUCCAGAGUCAGCGUACCGCAGUAUGCAUCUGCUGCCACCGACCACAAGUGUCGGCUCAGGGAAACCAAUGAGAGGGAGUUCUUCUUGGAGCUGGUGAAGGACAUCUCCAAUGAUCUGGACCUGACCAACCUGAGCUAUAAGAUCCUGAUCAACGUGUGCAUCCUGGUGGACGCAGACAGGUGCUCCCUCUUCCUGGUGGAGGGCCCCGCGCAGAAGAGGACGCUGGUGUCCAAGUUGUUUGAUGUGCACUUGGGAACCACGGUCAGACCUUCCUCCAGCACCCUCAACUCCAACGAGGUGCAGGUACCUUGGGGAAAGGGCAUCAUUGGGUAUGUGGCAGAGCACGGAGAGACUGUCAACAUUUCCAAUGCAUAUCAGGACCACCGCUUCAGUGACGAGAUAGACAAGUUAACAGGCUACAAGACCCAGUCCAUUCUCUGUAUGGCCAUCUGUAACAGUGAUGGAGAGGUCAUUGGUGUUGUACAAGCAAUCAACAAAAAUCCCACCGGAACGCCUUUCACUGAGGAUGAUGAGAAGGUGCUCCAGAUGUAUCUACCCUUCUGUGGAAUAUCCAUAUCCAAUGCCAAGUUGUUUUCUGAGUCUCGCAAGGAGUAUGAAAGAAGUAGGGCUUUACUGGAGGUGGUCAACGAUCUGUUUGAGGAGCAAACUGACUUGGAGAAGAUUGUGCGGAAGAUCAUGCAGCGAGCGCUCACCCUCUUGCAGUGCGAGCGCUGCUCCGUGCUUCUCCUCGAGGAUAUCCACUCACCAGUUGUGAAGUUCUCCAAGACGUUUGAACUUAUGUCCCCCUUGAGCAACAUGUCUCGUGACAUAAGCCUGGAGAAGCUGUCAUGCUCUGAUUGGCUGAUUAAUAACAGCAUCGCCGAGUUGGUGGCCUCCACAGGACUCCCAGUUAACAUCAGUGACGUGUGCCAGGACCCACGCUUUGAUGCAGAGGCAGAUCAAGCUUCAGGAUUUCAUAUUAGAUCAGUGUUGUGUGUGCCUAUCUGGAAUAGAACUCACCAGAUAAUAGGGGUUGCACAAAUUUUGAAUCGCCUCGACAGGAACACCUUCAACGAUGCAGAUCAGAGACUGUUUGAGGCAUUUGUGAUUUUCUGUGGACUGGGCAUCAACAACACUAUGAUGUACAAUCAAGUGAAGAAGACGUGGGCCAAGCAGUCUGUAGCACUGGAUAUGUUAUCCUACCACGCUACAUGUUCCAAGGUAGAGGUUGACAGACUCAAGGCAGCCAAAAUCCCCCUGAGCAGCGAGUUGGGAAUUGACGAGUUUCAUUUUAACGACUUCUCUCUCGACAACGAUGCUAUGAUUACAGCCUCGCUUAGGAUGUUCCUGGAACUUGGGGUGGUCCAAACAUUCAAAAUAGACUAUGAGGUGUUGUGCCGCUGGCUUCUCACCGUGAGGAAGAACUACAGAACUGUGGCCUAUCAUAACUGGAGGCACGCCUUCAACGUGUCCCAGUGCAUGUUUGCUAUGAUCACAUCAGCCAGCUUCCAGGACCUUUUAUCGGAAGCAGAGAUAUUGGCUCUAAUGGUUGGCUGUCUGUGCCAUGAUUUGGACCAUCGUGGCACCAAUAAUGCAUUUCAAGCCAAGACGGGUUCUGCUUUGGCCUUGCUCUACGGUACGUCAGCGACCCUGGAACACCAUCACUUCAAUCAUGCAGUUAUGAUCCUCCAAAGUGAGGGUCACAAUAUCUUUGCAAACCUCUGCUCUAAAGAAUACAGCAACCUGAUGCAACUGUUAAAGCAAGCCAUUCUCUCCACAGACCUCACUUUGCACUUUGAGCGCAGGAGCAAGUUCUUUGAAUGUGUUCUUGCUGGAAGAUUCAGCUGGCCGGACGAAAAACACAGAGAGGUCCUCAGAUCCAUGUUGAUGACAGCCUGUGAUUUGGGUGCUGUCACUCGGCCUUGGGAGAUUUCCAAACAGGUUGCCGAGUUGGUGACAAGUGAAUUUUUUGAACAAGGUGACAGAGAAAGGUCGGAGCUAAAGUUGACGCCAGCGGCCAUAUUUGACCGCAAUCGCAAAGAUGAGUUACCUGCCUUACAGCUAGAGUGGAUAGAUGGCAUCUGUAAACCACUUUAUCAGUCACUGCUGAAGCUCAACAAGAAAUUGCAGCCAAUGGUGGACGGGAUAGACGCCAACCGAACGAAGUGGCAGGAACUGUGCCCGUCUAACGAGCACACAGGCGACGACGCCUCGGUGACAAUCAGAGCGCUGAAGCCAGCCAGCCAGAACCCUGAGGCUGUGGAAGCCAGCAAACACUCCUUCGUCAAACCAGUGGAAAACACCAAGUUGGGAUCAAAGGGUCAUCAGGUGUGAAAUUUGAACCAUACACAACAGCUGGACCAAAGGAAAGUGAGGUUCUGCCUCCAAUUACGACUGACUGGAAUACUUUACCCUGUGAUUGUAAAACAACCGUCCUGGUAUUACUACAAUGGCUUAGAAAAACUGGGAUUACCGAAUUUUCUUCAAAUAGAGGCAGAAGGGGUUUAGUAACUCAACAGCAGAACGUAUCAAGGAAGUGGAAUGUGUUUGUGUUUCCUUUGCAGAGCAUUCAGAGGUGCUACAUGUUGUCGAUGGAUCAAGAUGUACUUCUCUGAUCAACAUUAUAGUGCUCAGGUGACAUCAUGAUCGUAAGAUGAGACAAAGCUCUCCAAAGCAGUUAGAAACCAAGGAUUGAGUAAUAUGGGAUCUUAGCCACGCCCACUUUGGGGCUAUGUUAGCGCCCUUAAAUUCAUCCACCUGUGGUGAUCUUUUUUACAUGGAGUACUCAUUCAUAUUGCAUGUUACUGAGACCCUCAUCAACAAGCAACCAAUUACACUUAAAAAAGCAUGUAAACGUAUCUGCAGAGAGAGGACCGAACCUACAUUUGCAAUUUUUCAGAUUAACGUAUACGUUUAAAAUGCGGAGCUUUUGUUCUACAUGAUGUGGAAAUUCCAUAUGGUCUUGUGAAUCUUGUGAACGGUCAGAUACUAGAACUUGACGAGAUCUUUUGAUUUUUAGGAAGUUCAUGCAUGGCAAUUUGUUAGCGACUGCAAGCAAGGUGACCACUACACCGGAUUCUCCAAUAUUCCUCCAAUUAAUCCAGUAUUCUUCUUUACUGUUAGCUGAUAACUUUUAUUAGCACAAAACUGCUUGAGGAUUGUGUGUCUCUACGCCUAUAAGAGGACCCUCGACCACUCGCAACAGACUAGACGUGAUGGGGAAGGAAGCUGCAGAAUGUCAGCGAAGAGGAGGGGAUUACAGAUUUACCGUGCAUACAAGUCAACAUUGAUGAUUAAAAGAAACUUACUAUAGUGCCCCAAUGAGAGCCAAUAUCAUUUUAAAAGCCCCUGAAAUGAGCAGGAUGGUACCUGUUUCAGGGUUUAAAGCAAGAUGCCAUAGAAAAACCAGCCUGAUGGAGUUGUCUACUUUAAAAAAAAAAAAGUAAGUCCCCAUCAGACGUUACUAUGAUCUAUCGAAGCAUGAAGCCAUGAAGGUUUUUGCUUGUUUAUGCUACCUUGUGAGUUUUGUGUGCCAGCCUGUCAUAUUUGAUCACUUUCUUGCCUUGUGUAAAAAAACCCACAACGUCUUAAACGUGAUUACUUGUAUCAGGGGUGUCCAAACUUUUUCCGGCAAACACUACAGUCAGAAAAAUUAAAGAAUGCGAGGGCUCACUUUAAAUCAAUAAAUGAUAAAUGGGUUGUACUUGUAUAGCGCUUUUCUACCUUCAAGGUACUCAAAGCGCUUUGACACUACUUCCACAUUUACCCAUUCACACACACAUUCACACACUGAUGGAGGGAGCUGCUUUAUUACACAAGCUAUGCGCAAUCCAAUGUAGAUCAUUACAUGCUAAGCUAACUCCAUCAUUGACAUCUUAGCUCUGUACUAAUGGUUACAAAGCUAAUUAGUCUGAUAUCAAGUUUUUUUUCUUUUUUUUUUAUCUCAGUAUGGAAUGCACAAUUUUUUCCCAGAUACAGAUAACUUCCUGUUUCACAAGACCAAUAAUAAUAACCAAGAAUAUUUAUAGCUAUUAUUUUUUUUUAAUAUAUAUUUAACUGUGGUUUGUGCACACCUGUCUUUGUGGCUUCCUUUGGGGCAGCUACCGUAUAUUCCGGACUAUAAGCUUUUUUAAACGGAGCGGCCGUUUUUUAUUUUUCACUGACGGCCACAAUGCAAAUAGUUUUUUAUAAAAAGGCACGCAAAGACACAGAAAAGUUGUGUUAUUGUUUGUGCUAUUUCACCAUUUUUGGUCAAGUUCUCUCAGUGCAGGUGCUGCUCUGCUCCAUUGCCCGACUGUUGUGACCGAGCUUUCAACUGGAAGUACAAUUGCCAUUCAGUUUUGUAGCUGUCCAUAGCGUUCUUACUCGUACGGAUUCUUCAUUCAUCACUCCAAGCAACAUUUGUAGGUUUUACAAUCCAACUAAAACAAUUCUUACUUACUAAACUAUCCCAAGUAUGAUGUCUGUAGGAGUGUUUUCAUGCAUGUUUGUACAUGCUAUCAUAAUGUAAUAAAGCUAGCGUCGUUAGUAUUAGCUAAUAUGAUGACACGCUUACAUACUGUUAACUUACAAUGGCAUUUUUUUGUUUUGUUUUAGUUUUGUAAAUUCAUCAAAACGUCACCGGGGAGUUGUUGAGUCUGUUUAGCUGACUGGAGAGCUAGCUUCUAAAUCUAGUGGGUCCACAAUGAUGACUUAUGUUUUGUUUGAUCAGCCGUUUUACUGCCGUGUGAUAGGCACAGUUUGGAAACAAUUAAGCUAUGUAAAUAAAUAUUUAAAUAACUAA
Nerophis ophidion (straightnose pipefish) is the source of this 5290-nucleotide messenger RNA. It is a transcript of the gene pde11al, whose product is annotated as phosphodiesterase 11a, like. The record is from RefSeq and is a predicted model, not a curated record. Lineage: Eukaryota; Metazoa; Chordata; Actinopteri; Syngnathiformes; Syngnathidae. Gene Ontology annotation, molecular function: 3',5'-cyclic-nucleotide phosphodiesterase activity; protein binding. Gene Ontology annotation, biological process: signal transduction.